UCCGUUUUCAGAUUCAAAUUUGUCGCGAGCUACGAAUGCGGAGAUCGACAGUCGUGUCCAAGUACAGAAAAGGAAAUCGACUGCCUGUCGGAUUAUUAUUCCAAGCAUGCCGCUCGGACGUUCAUUCCUUCUCAACACAUUCCACGAUACGAGGUGGUGCCAGUCGAAGACGACGCUUCUUUCCGAACGUGCAAGUGCGACGCGAAUGGGACUUGCGAAACAAUAAAUCUCGCAUGAGGUGUCUAGUCACUCUGCGCACGAAGUGCAAGCUGAUUGGUUUGAUGAAGACCUGCUCAAAGUUCCGGAAUGAUCAGGAGACAGAGAUCCUCACGUUGUUGUCAGGGCUUUAUCCACGCCGCAACUUUACCCGAUGAUGAGACGUAAGCAAACUUUAGGAAGACAUAUUGCGUGUGAGUAGAGAAUGACAGGUGGAAAGGUAGUUGAGUGGUAUAUGACGUGCGGCUGAUGUUAUAUGAAGAGACGAAUGGUUGCUAUUUAUAUCGAAUUAGUACUCCCUUAUUAAACUUUCAUUCUAUUGCAUAUUAAUAUAAUAAUAAUCGCUUGUUCUACCUC
Molecule: messenger RNA, 573 nt
Organism: Camponotus floridanus (Florida carpenter ant)
Lineage: Eukaryota; Metazoa; Arthropoda; Insecta; Hymenoptera; Formicidae
Exons: 2
Coding region: 36-374 (112 amino acids)
Source: RefSeq, a predicted model, not a curated record